Messenger RNA from Cavia porcellus (domestic guinea pig), 1600 nucleotides. RefSeq names its product ferritin heavy chain. The transcript has a single exon. Gene Ontology annotation, molecular function: ferric iron binding; ferrous iron binding. Gene Ontology annotation, cellular component: mitochondrion; cytoplasm. Gene Ontology annotation, biological process: iron ion transport; intracellular iron ion homeostasis. Lineage: Eukaryota; Metazoa; Chordata; Mammalia; Rodentia; Caviidae. The record is from RefSeq and is a predicted model, not a curated record. Bases 272 to 961 code for a protein of 229 amino acids.
UCGAGGCUCUCCUUCCCGGCUCCCCUGCAGCAAGCCGCAGUCUUCUCCACCAGGAGGAGCACUUGCUGCCGCCUCCCGCCCGCCAGCGCGCGCCCGAGCAGCGCUCUGGGUCCAAUCAGAAGGCGGGGCGCGGAGCGCAGCGCGAGUCCUCGGCCUGGGCCGCCGCGGAGCCUCGGCCGUGUGACGCCGGCGUGUCGCGUAGGCCGCAUUCUGAUUCCGAACCAUCUCGGUUCCCCGCGGAGCCGCGGUCGUUCCCGCGCGGGACGGCACCAUGCUGCCCGGCGGCUGCGCCCUAGGCCCCGCCCUGGCCUUAGCCUUCACCGUGGCGCGCGGCCCCACGCUCCGCCGCCUGGCGGGCCCUCGCGCGGCCGCGCCCCGACGCCCGCUGGCCAGCGCGGCCUCCUCGGGAGACGCCACCGCCGGGCCGCCCGGAGUCCGCCAGAACUUCCACCCCGACUCCGAGGCCGCCAUCAACCAGCAGAUCAACCUGGAGCUGCACGCGUCACACGUGUACCUGUCCAUGGCCUGUUACUUCUCCCGGCACGACGUGGCGCUGCACAACUUCGCCGGCUACUUCCGGCGCCAGUCCCUGGAGGAGCGCGCGCACGCCGAGACCCUGGCGCGGCUGCAGAACCAACGCGGUGGCCGCGUGCGCCUGCAGGACGUGCGCAAGCCCGAGCGCGACGACUGGGGCAGCGGCCUCCUGGCCCUGCAGUGCGCGCUCGCCCUGGAGAAGCGCGUGAACCAGUCGCUGCUGGACUUACACACCCUGGCCUCCGACAGAAAGGACCCCCACUUGUGCGACUUUCUGGAAACCCAUUUCCUAAAUGAGCAGGUGAAGUCUAUCAAAGAACUGGGUGAUUAUGUGCACAAUUUAGUCGCCAUGGGGUCGCCGGAUUCAGGCCUAGCAGAGUAUCUUUUUGACAAACAUACUCUUGGAAAUGUAAAUAAGCAGAACUAAGCCACAGAUUGCCUUCCCCACAGCUCAGUGGUGUCAAGACCCGGAGUCAGGUAUCUCCAACUUCUUGCCCUUAAGAUUCAUCUCCCUCUCCACAUUCUUUUCCUGUUAUAGUUGUCGUCGAAUAAAGUAGUAUUUAGAGAAACCACACUGAGCCCAUGUUAACAAUGACUUUCCAGCUACUUAUCUUUUCCCAGGCUGAAAGAUAGCUCGGGAUACAACAGUAAUGUAAAAAAGGUACUCAGAUAUUACCGAAUACUACCGGUUACCAAAUAUUAUUCCUAACUGUGAACACACACUAAAAUCCAUGAGUUUUUAGUUCAACCUGUGCCUGCUAUCUCCAGGAUGGUAAAGUAACAGAGCAUGCAUAAGUAACCAUAAAACAAAGGCUACUAUCAGACAAAUAAGAUAUCCCAAAUAAGAUGUCCCAAAAUUCUAUGACAACCUUUACUUUUCCCAGUGAGUCCAAAGAAAUAGCUGAGUCUAGAAAUGAUCUAUUUUUUUAAACACAUCACAAACAAAUUUGGGUUGUUUUACUGGGUAUCAGUGCUGGCCUUGAGGACUUAGCAAACACAUGCAGUCACAGUUUUUGUGUUUAAAAAAAGAAGGCAAUAAAGCAAGCCUGUUUGGUUUCAGACUAUA